Lolium rigidum is the source of this 894-nucleotide messenger RNA. Its product is annotated as nuclear transcription factor Y subunit C-4-like. The record is from RefSeq and is a predicted model, not a curated record. The transcript has a single exon. Gene Ontology annotation, biological process: regulation of DNA-templated transcription. NCBI's taxonomy places the organism in Eukaryota, Viridiplantae, Streptophyta, Magnoliopsida, Poales, Poaceae. Gene Ontology annotation, cellular component: nucleus. Gene Ontology annotation, molecular function: DNA-binding transcription activator activity, RNA polymerase II-specific; protein heterodimerization activity. Bases 69 to 698 code for a protein of 209 amino acids.
CAAAGGAAGAAAGUGCCACUAGCGAUCCUCCUCCAGCAUAUUCAGCAACGACAUACCCACCGCUAGUGAUGGUAUCUGGAGCACCACCAGCAGGCACUGUCUUUCCUCCAGGCUCCCAGGGCGUUCCAGCUUAUCCAGCCAACCCAGUGCAGCUGUCAGACCAGAACCAGAUUCCGUUCCAGGUGCUUCAGCAGCAGCAGCAGGACCACCAGCAGCAGCAGCUUCAGGCCUUGUGGGCUGAGCAGAUGGCCGAGAUCGAGCAGAUGUCUGAGUUCAAGCUCCACAGCCUUCCCCUCGCGAGGAUCAAGAGGAUCAUGAAGGCUGACGAGGACGUCCGCAUGAUCGCUGGUGAGGCGCCAGCAGUCUUCGCGAAGGCCUGUGAGAUGUUCAUCCUAGAGCUGACGCUGAGGGGAUGGUUCCACGCCCAGGAGAAGAAGAGGAGGACACUGCAGUUGAAUGACAUCGCCGCGGCGGUUGCUAGGACCGACAUCUUUGAUUUCUUGCUGGACAUCAUGCCCGAGGAUGCGCUGAAGGAGAAUGGCAUUGGGUUGCAGCCGGCGACAAUGCAGGCUAUGGUCCCGUCCUAUGCCCUGGGGAUGUAUGGGAACCAGCAGCCUGUGCCAUUUGCUUGGUCACAGCCAGAGCAGCAGCAGCAACAACAGCAGCCUUACAACGGUGGACAAGAUGAAGGAGCAUAGCUGAAACGGGAUGUGGGGUUAGUGGCCGAAUGUGGUUGACUCAUUCUGCAAGCGACAGCUAGUUACUGGAUUUAAGGUGUUUCGCAUGGAACUUUUGUAGAAAGUGCCCUUUUACAUGCUUAUUUCCUGUCUUUCGUUAGUGGUACUGGUAGUAGGACAACUCAACAUCAGCCAUACCACAUGAAUUUCUAUGUUA